UGCCAAUUGUGGAGUCGAGUCCCUUCGGUCCUUAUCAGUUUCAUUUCCUUCGCAAUAAUAAGAACAGCAAAAGAACACCCAAAAUCCAAACCAUUUUUGUUAAUUCCAUCCCUUUUUCCACAUUCUAAUAUACUUCAACUUCAACUUCAACUUCCCCACAUAAAAAAGUAGACGACAGAUCGUAUUUCGCGACUCUGGGAGUUACUUCACAACCAUUUUCGUCUCUUUUUCCUGCCUCCGAUUCCUUUCUCUCACUUGUUUUCUUCGAAUCUCACACCAUUUCCCCUUGUUUUUCUCUCUUAUCUUCUUUUUUCUUCUUUGCGACGCUUCCCAUCUCUUUGAAUUUCCCAUUUCGAUGAAAUCAGUUCGAUUCGAAGGGCUGUAAUGGAUUAAGCUAUUGGAUUGACAAUUGGGAAGCAAAAAGGAGGAGAUGAAAGGGGAGUCAUCUGGGUUGAUUAUUGGGAUUUCAAUAGGAGUUGUGAUUGGUGUGCUUUUGGCGAUUUUGGCUCUCUUUUGCUUUCGGUAUCAGCGGAAACGUUCACAGAUAGGAAAUAGCAGUUCCCGGAGGGCGACGACGAUUCCUAUCCGGGUCAAUGGUGCUGAUUCGUGCACUAUACUAUCAGACUCAACCUUAGCUCCAGAGUCUCCUGUUAAAUCUGGCCAUAAUGGCAUGUCUCACUGGCUUGAUGGAUUGAGGAAAAGUAAUGUUGUAGCAGCUUCUGGGAUACUUGAGUAUUCUUACAGGGAUCUGCAAAAAGCUACAUCCAAUUUCACGACUGUAAUAGGACAAGGAGCGUUCGGUCCUGUUUAUAGAGCUCAAAUGGCUAGUGGUGAAACGGUUGCGGUUAAGGUGCUUGCAACUGAUUCCAAACAAGGGGAGAAGGAGUUCCAAACAGAGGUUAUACUACUCGGAAGGUUGCAUCAUAGGAACCUCGUAAAUUUGGUUGGAUACUGUGCCGAAAAAAACCAACACAUACUUGUAUACGUAUAUAUGAGCAAAGGAAGCUUGGCUUCUCACUUAUACGGGGGGAAGAACGAACCACUGAGCUGGGAACUGCGGGUUCGUGUGGCAUUAGAUGUUGCACGGGGACUGGAAUAUCUCCAUGAUGGUGCAGUUCCACCAGUAAUACACCGUGAUAUCAAGUCUGCAAAUAUUUUGUUGGAUGAUUCCAUGAGAGCUAGGGUUGCCGAUUUCGGGCUUUCUAGAGAAGAGAUGGUCGAUAAACAUGUAUCCAAUAUUCGUGGAACUUUUGGGUACCUAGAUCCUGAAUAUAUAUCUACAAGAAAAUUCACUAAGAAAAGCGACGUUUACAGCUUUGGAGUAUUGCUGUUCGAGCUUAUAGCUGGCAGAAACCCGCAGCAAGGCCUUAUGGAGUAUGUUGAACUUGCAGCCAUGACUUCAGAUGGGAAAGUUGGGUGGGAAGAAAUCAUGGACGACCGUUUAGAUGGAAACUUUAAUAUACAAGAGCUGAAUGAAGUUGCAGCUCUAGCAUAUAGGUGUGUCAACCGUAGCCCCCGAAAACGACCUACCAUGAGAGACACCGUACAAGUGAUCUCACGUAUUAUUAACCUGAGGCUCGAGCACAAGCACCAUAGAAAAUCUCUGUCAGCCACGACAGAUGAAGUAACUGUCGAUAUCGACCACGUCUCCGAGCACUUUAGAAAGGAUUCAAUGGACAGUGCUUCUGAUACCAAUGAACUUUAGGCCAUAGCUUCCCUUUUUGGUGGUUUUUCUCUUGAUUGUUUGUCUUGUAGUUCAUAUUCUCUUUGAUCUUGUGUAUGAUAGUUGAUUCUUUCACUCUUUUAAUGACUGAAAUUUUGUACAUUACUGAAUAUAGAAAACUUUGUAAAGUUUCUUCACUGUAAUGACCCACAAUUGUUACAAGAACUCUCCUUGAGUAGUUUGUGAAUGAAAAUAUCGAAAUAUUAUUACGACCUUA
Molecule: messenger RNA, 1940 nt
Organism: Cucurbita maxima (winter squash)
Lineage: Eukaryota; Viridiplantae; Streptophyta; Magnoliopsida; Cucurbitales; Cucurbitaceae
Product: calcium/calmodulin-regulated receptor-like kinase 1
Exons: 8
Coding region: 431-1705 (424 amino acids)
Biological process (GO): protein phosphorylation
Molecular function (GO): protein kinase activity; ATP binding
Source: RefSeq, a predicted model, not a curated record